AUGGCGCCAGAGCUGCCUCGAGGGGCCGGUGGGGCCUGGAUGACGGGUGAACAAUUCGGGUCACCGUUUCAUUGGAACUUUGCCUUCAAUCGGACGAUGCCAACUUGCAAUGGCACGGCUUCGAACGACAUCUAUGCGAUAGGGAACCUUGACGACACCAGGAGCCUCUUGGUCAAGUGGCCGGCGGACAACUAUGCCCCUCUGAAAGACCGGAUCCGUGGCUGCGCUGGACACUGCACAGCCAAAAUACUCGCACCAGCGCUGGCGCCUCUUGCUUGUACGAGCCAUGAGUUGCCGGUCGAUUACACGAAAGCCCCGAGUUUCCAGAAGAGCCACGCCAACAUAGCCGCUUCUCCGCUUGCGCAGGAACAGUUCUUCGUCUCCGUCGGUCUCGGGGUGGAUCAAACGGAAACUGUGAACGUCGUCACUGGCUAUUCGACCACCGAAGACCGCAAGGGCACGCUGCGCUACACCGCCUGCACCCUCGUGUCUGCCGUGGGGGAAUACACGGUAGACGUUUAUGGCGAUCUCGCGCAUCUAUAUGACCCGGGUAAACCCAAGAUCAUUGCACUUGCGAACAACACGGUGGUGUACGACGAGAUCGACUCGAACAGCGGAGGGUACCGGUCCACGCUGGCGCAGGUGGUCGCCAGGGCUGACGACGAGUGGAACAACUACAGGGCUGUAUACCACGACGGCGUGACCGACAAUCUGAUUACGACCUACGCGGGCGCCGCGAUGGAUCAAUUCUACAUCGAUAGACCGACGACCUGUGCCUCGUACCGCGAUCCGGGACCGAGUGUCCGGAGGAGCUUGAACAGUUUCAUGGUCUGGUCCGGCGCGUCUGCGGCGGCGUCUCAGAACGCUACGUUCGCGGCCUACUUGGAGGCGAGGAUGGAUGAGGGAUGGGCGUUCGAUACCACGGUCGUUGGAGCUGUGGCCGGGAAGCAAGCGGUAUUUCAGACGGACUACCUGUACUUUCUCGCCGCCGCGCUCGUCGAGAUUGUCUGUAUUGCUUUUGUCGCGCCGACGUAUUGGGGAUGGUGGAGGAUCGGGCGGCCGGUGUCGUUUUCGCCGUUGGAGAUGGCGAAGGCCUUUGAAUCUCCAAUGCUGGCCAACUGCAACUCCAACACCACAGGUCGCGAUCUUGCAAAAGCUGUUGGAGGCCAUCGUGUUCGAUAUGGAGUUGGAAUGGGUUUACAUGGCGAGAGCAAGAUUGCGUUUGGCGAUACAGGUUAG
Messenger RNA from Saxophila tyrrhenica, 1239 nucleotides. RefSeq lists its product as uncharacterized. The record is from RefSeq and is a predicted model, not a curated record. The coding region runs from base 1 to 1239 and encodes 412 amino acids. Lineage: Eukaryota; Fungi; Ascomycota; Dothideomycetes; Mycosphaerellales; Extremaceae. The transcript is spliced from 2 exons.